Messenger RNA from Ctenopharyngodon idella (grass carp), 563 nucleotides. Its product is annotated as protein C19orf12 homolog. The coding region runs from base 26 to 322 and encodes 98 amino acids. The record is from RefSeq and is a predicted model, not a curated record. The transcript is spliced from 2 exons. Lineage: Eukaryota; Metazoa; Chordata; Actinopteri; Cypriniformes; Xenocyprididae.
GGGUGGAGGUGCUUUUGUUGGGGGAAUGGUUGGAGGCCCAGCCGGUAUAGCUGUUGGUGGUACUUUGGGAAGUCUCUUGGGAACUUGGAUGACCAGUGGCUAUUUCAAACCUCUUCCUGAGAUCAUCAUGGAGCUGCCUCCUAAAUAUAAGGAGAAACUGUACUCUGAUGUCAUGGCUGCAUUGGGCACUCUGGACUGGACAGACGUCGCUAGCCUCGUUGCUCUGGUUAUGGGCAGUGCCACCCUGCAAGAACAAGUGCUUGCUGCUAUACUCACUUAUGCCACGAAAGAGCUCAAAGCCGAAGUGCAGUAUGAAAAAUGACCACUAGAGAGUUAAUGUCACCAGCCAGUGUUACUAAAUACUGGUCCUGUUUGGUUAUAUUAGAUACUCCUGUUGCUUUUACCCAUGGUUAUAUUUCUAUAUAUUUUUAUAGCUACUAAUGCCAUUUAAACAGUAUAAAGAAAAUGAGCUAUUUCUGUGCAUAAUGCAGGUUAUACUCUAAUAAAGCACAUGUUGUUUCUGUGGCUAUAUAUUCUCUAAUAAACAUCUCUCAUUUCUGGGA